CCAUUCCACCACCAACCACCACUAACACGCCGCAAACCACGCCGUCAGCUUAUCCACCACCGCGUAUACGCGUUCUCUCUUUCUCUCUCUCUGUUUUUCUCUUUCUUUCGGAAUUUGCAUUCUCCGAUCGCCCUACGCACCGAGAAGCUGAAAAGCCGACAGUAUGAUUGCACUCUGGGCUUUUAAUGCAAUGGCAUUCCUCUGCAAUUGGAUGCUCGUGUCUUCCUCAGUCUUGAAGGACGAUAGUAGCCUGAGGAUCUUUAAGGAAUCGCCGAACGAAUUCGAAUAUGUAGUUAGAAAGCCCGAUAUGGAUGAUCGUAAAGAGGAUACCGAAUCUAAGGAGAGGCGUAGCAACAUGGGUUCCUCCUUCAUCAGAUUCGGACGCGGUCAAUCCGCCUUCGAUAAUUCGGCAUUAGAUAACGAAAUCGAUUCAAAGGUCAGCAGGCAUCCACGAUGGAAAUCGCCGGAUGUUGUGAUCAGAUUCGGUCGGUCCGGUUUCAAGACCACAAAUGGUGAACAACCCAAACGCGGGAAGAAUGAUCUUAAUUUCAUCAGGUUUGGUCGCAAUAUACAAAUGGUGCCGGCCGAUCUCGAUAUGUCUGCGGUUUGUUCGGCGUUCAUGUCAAACGGCGCGAUCAGCGAUGCGGGGCUUCAUCCGGACGUGACAAGGCUGUUUCGUUUUUGCAACAACUUGAACAAGAUCACAUCCGGUGGGAUCAGCUUGGAUGCCCUCGAGACCGAUUCGAAUUAUCGCGAAUGAACUGGCGCGCUACUCUCGUCCAACUCGUCCGAGGUCCGAGAUCGUUCUGUGCAGAGUCACUGUGGAUUCGAUAGCGGAUGUCAACGAGGAUCGCAGCAUUCCAGUUUAUUUAAUUGAUUUUGGCCACCGCGACCGAAACGCAAUUUGGCUUUGACAUGACGACCGGAUCGCAUUACUAUCAGUCCGUACCUGUACUUAAGCGAAUUUCAUCGACUAAUUGAACAAACACCAAUUUGUUUGCGAUAUAAAUUCCCGCCAGAAUCUCUGUUACAAAAUUAUGAAGAAACAAUAAGAGAUCCAUCCACAGAUAGUUUGCUUCUGUUCCUUGUGUUCUUUGCCAAUUCAAAUUAAGGACGAUUAUUGGAGAAUUCUAAUCUUUUUUUUCUAUGAUGGAACUUGUCGUUACAUUCUUUUUUCAAGGAACAGAAAUUAAAUUGAUUAAUUUGCAGUAAUUUUUGUACAACUUUGUUACAUUGCUUAUUAACGUUAAUAUCUAAAUUUAUUGUCUAUUUUAUGUUCAUAUUAUGCAUAUUAUACAGCAUAUUAUCGAAUAAAUCCAUUGAUAAAUAAUGAAUAUUCUUUAAUCUCUUCUAGCUGUACGCUAAAAGACUUUUACAAAAUUAUCAAUAAACAAAAUGCAUUCUAUAUGCAAUCAUAUAAUAUAUUAUUCUGAUAUAUUAUUUUUAUAAUACAAUGUUUCACAACAAUGAGAAAUAGCUAUAUAAUUACUUAUUUAUUUAUAAUUCUACCUUGCUUAUAUGUAUUAAUUAUUGGAUUAAUAUACACAUGGUAUUUUCAGCUAAAGGAUUAGCCGGCCAUGCAAGUAUUAAUCUGUUUUAUUUUCAAAAAAAUAACAGAUGAAUAUUUACAGCAAACUGAUAGCGAAUGCAGAGCCGCGAAUGUCAUACCGGGUAUCAGCGCUGUACAUCCACCUCUGCCUCACUAACAUAUUCAAUGUACAUAGAAAUGAUUUUUUGACGAUUCGUCGUUUUGAAACACCGUCGAUGUAAUCGCAUACAAAAGAUUCGUAUUGUAAUCGUGCACACUUUUUCUGUUGUGUCGGCGCGAAUUGCGAAUUCGGUUGAAUGCAGUAGCGCGCACUAGUAUAUGUGACUAAAGGUCGUCUAAAGAUGUCUAAAUUUAAAUCACCAAGUGCAUAGGCAUGGCAUGAAAACAUAGUUGCGCAGAGAAGCAUCAACGGUGAUUUUUUUUUGAAUUUUUGCUGUUACAAAAAAAA
Molecule: messenger RNA, 1997 nt
Organism: Formica exsecta
Lineage: Eukaryota; Metazoa; Arthropoda; Insecta; Hymenoptera; Formicidae
Product: FMRFamide-related peptides-like
Exons: 3
Coding region: 164-760 (198 amino acids)
Biological process (GO): neuropeptide signaling pathway
Source: RefSeq, a predicted model, not a curated record